CUUUAAGAUGGCGGAGUCAUCGGGUGUACUGGCGUUGGCCACCCUGUUCACCACCCUCGCCCUGGGGGCGGGGGCUGGGUUUCGGUGUAACCCCCCGUCUACGUCCUCGGACACCAUUUAUGACUUUGUGCUGCCAGACAUUUUAGGACAGCGGAAUAUCAGCCUAGCAACCUACAAAGGAAAGGUGGUGCACAUUAUGAAUGUGGCUACCUACUGAGGGUUAAACAGUGUCCAUUACCUCGGCGUGAAUGCACUUCAAAGCCAGUAUGGAGACAUGGGAUUCCAGGCUCUGGGAUUCCCCUGUGACCAGUUCCACAAUCAACAGCCCGAAAAUAACGGGGAGGAGAUCCUUAAUGGUCUGAAGUAUGUCCGACCUGGGGGAGGAUUCGUACCAAACUUCCAGAUGUUCGGCCUUGUUGAAAUCAACGGGAAGAAUGAGCACCCUCUCUUCACCUAUCUCAAGAAAUACUGCCCUCCCACGAGUGAUACUUUUCAGGACUCUAGCUUGCUGCUGUACUCACCUCUAAAAGUCAGCGACGUAAGGUGGAACUUUGAGCAAUUCCUCAUUGGCAAGGACGGUAAGCCAACCAUGAGAUUUUCACCGGAGACCAACCCAUUGGCGCUGAAACCGGAUAUUCAGCGCAUGCUCCAGAGUAAACCGGAACAAGAAGAGUCGUUAAGAAGUGGUGUAUGAGUGAUAUGUUUUGACAUAUAUAUCAGUAUUUUAUCAUGGUUCAAACAUCACUUUGUGUUUUAAUCCUUCAUUGUAUUUAAUACGUCAAUAAUUAUGCUAAUAUUUUUUUAUACAAAUUCCAUUGUUAAUAACAUAUUUUUUGCUGACGAAAUUGAACUUUUCCCUUUGUUACCGAAUGACGGGUUAACAUAAACCGGCGUCUGCCGAGCGUUAACCUUGAUGUACAUAGAAUGAACUUUGGCUUUGUGCAUUCAGUUGAAGGCUCACUCUAUUGUAACGCUCAGGAGUAGUUAAAACAUGAUGCAAAUAAAUGUUGUUAUCUCGUAUUUGAAA
Messenger RNA from Pecten maximus, 1027 nucleotides. RefSeq names its product glutathione peroxidase-like. NCBI's taxonomy places the organism in Eukaryota, Metazoa, Mollusca, Bivalvia, Pectinida, Pectinidae. Gene Ontology annotation, biological process: response to oxidative stress. The record is from RefSeq and is a predicted model, not a curated record. The transcript has 3 exons. Gene Ontology annotation, molecular function: glutathione peroxidase activity.